GUUUUUAUGUCAUGAUCAUUGAUUAAUGAUUAGUGAUCUCUACAUCAGUGAAUAUCGAUUAUAAUAUUAUAUUUUCAGUUGAUACAUAUAAUUACAAAAAUAUUCUUAUUCAUCCUGAAAUAUCUAAGAAAACAAUAGUGCAUGCGGAAAAUAUAAAUUUCAUCAAAUUACAUAAUAAGUGAAGAUGCCAGGAACAAAUUUAAUUGUUCCUGUUGUUUUGUGGGGUAAACAUGCACCAACGCAUUGCAUAUCAUCCGUUUACCUUUCGAGAGACCAGAAAACACUGGUCACUGGGUGUUAUGAUGGGCAAAUAUGUAUUUGGCAAGUGAAUCCAGAUUCACUUAAGAUGACACCUCGGUGCUUGCUUGUUGGACACACAGCACCUGUUACCUGUCUAUCUAGGGCAUCUAUUAUUCAGGACAAUAACUUUAUAGUGAGUUCAUCAGAGGCGGGGGAGAUGUGUACAUGGGAUCUUGUUGAUGGAAAGUGUCGGGAGAGUGUGAAAUUAACACAAGUGCACACAAACAUACAGGCAUACCAUAUGUGCAAUAGUGAAGAUUUGAGACUGUUUUGCAAUGGGUAUUAUGCAGAAAUUCUCAUAAUGGACCCGUUUUCAUUGGAAAUAUUAUUUUCUUUGAGUUCAAAAAUGAACCCAGAUUGGAUAUCAGCACUACAUGUUUUGCGUCCAUCGUCUAGAAAAGAUGACGUCGUGUUGGCUAUAUCUAUUACCGGAACUGUCAAAGUGUGGUCUCUUCUAGGACACGAGAAUAAACAAUCUGAGCCGAUAUACGAGAACGAGUCAAAACAAAUUAGGUGUUUAAACGCCCUAUCACUGAAUUGUUGUGCGUACAACCAACGCACAGUUCUGAUCGUAUGCGCGAAGUAUUGCCAGAUAUAUGAUGCGGGUGAUUUUUCGGUGUUGUGCUCCAUACAAGCGCCGUCCGGUGAGAGAUGGAUGUCCGGUGACUUUCUCGCUCCGGACAGAGUCCUCGUAUGGUCCACUGAAGGGAAAGGAUAUCUUUAUAAACUACCCGCAAACAAACUGCGCGGACGGGCUAUUAAUAGUUCCGUUCCCGACCAUAAAGGCUUUCAUGGACCAACUGUGGACCAUGAUAGUCCUGUUUUGUAUGGAAUUUUGGCUCACCCAGAUAAUAAGCUUCUAUCAUGUCCUCCAGCCAUGAGGUUCAUCCUAACAUCUGUGGGUGGGAAGCAACGUAGACUCUUACUGAGAGGAGAUUCAGCUGGAGUGGUUCUUCUGUGGAAUGUGGAUGAUGCAGCCAUGCCUGUACCCAAUAAGGUUAUGUCGCGUGCGCCCAUAGUGACAACCAGUUUGGAAAUGGCUUGGGCGGAAAUGAGUCCCAGCCCAGUGGGUAUUCUGGAUCAAUUGAGCCAUCCUGACGAACCGGAAAUUAAAUUGACAGCCUCUAUAUAUCUAUUGGCCGCAAAUCGUUUGGUUGUUGGCAGAGAAGAUGGUUCAAUAAUAAUAGUUAAUGCUACCCAUACGGUUCAACUUCAGCUGUUACAUGGGAACCAUCAACAGUUAGACGAUUGGCCACCUCAUCAGUUGUUAUUGGGACACAAUGGACGCGUGAACUGUCUUCUGUACCCGCAUCAUGUUCAUCAUAGGUAUGACAGAGCCUAUCUUGUAUCCGGUGGAAUAGACUUCGCGGUUUGUCUAUGGGACCUGUUCAGUGGGGCGCUACUCCAUAGAUUUUGCGUUCACGCGGGAGAGAUCACCCAAUUGAUCGUUCCACCUCAUAACUGCAGUCCAAGGAUUCAGAAAUGCAUUUGCGCUGUCGCAUCGGACCAUAGCGUCACGCUCUUAAGUUUAACUGAACGGAAGUGCGUAACACUCGCUUCCCGCCAUCUAUUUCCGGUUGUGACGAUAAAAUGGCGUCCGGCUGAUGACUUCAUGGUGGUCGGAUGUAGUGACGGCACUGUUUAUGUUUGGCAAAUGGAGACUGGGCAUUUGGAUAGAGUUUUAAAUGGUAUGAUAGCUGAAGAGGUUCUAGCAGCCUGUGAUGAUACAUCGGCUGAUGAACUUGGAGGCUCUAUAUCAUCAGGCACAGACCUGCAAGGUCUGGCGAAUCCAGCUGUGCAUUUCUUUAGAGGUCUUCGACAUCGCAACCUCACUGCAAUGCGAGCGGCAACUCAACGCGGUCUGGCUGCCUUGCACGCAUCAGAGCGCGGCUCCAAUGCUGGCCCGUUGGCUGAACCGGCUCGGGCCAGGCCUCCACCCCUGACCAUACAGGGCUUCAGGUCUAAUCCUGCUGACCCAGAGAGCCACAUACUCUUCUUCGACAUCGAGGGUCUGAUAGUGGAACUGCUCAGCGAGGAGUAUUCUGCCAUGAGUCCAGCUAGUUUGGAGGCGGCCGGUCUGAUCACCAGCGAGUAUAUGAAGGUGGCAGCUCUGACGCAGUCGGCGAGUCCGGACGCGGCGAAGAAAAUAUCAGAUUUCUUCGGGCGUGUGAAAGAUAAAGCAGGAGAUAUGGAACGGCUCUUGAAAGAGAAGGACAAGCAUGGUAUUUUAGCUAAGAUGAAAGAAGGUGCUGAGAAUAUGCAGACUAAAAUACAGGCUAAGGCCGAGCAAAUGAAAAGUCAACUCGACGCGAAAGAAGAACAAAAUGAUCAGAAGAAACGUCAGCGUCCAAGAGACAUGUCCUUGGCUGAGCCACCACACACCAUGGAGAUAGCCCAGAUUCUGAUGUCGCUGUUGCACGCCUGGGGACUGGAUCCAGACCUCGAUAGGGUCUGCGAAUCGAAACUUGGACUGCUGAGGCCCAUGGUGCCGGUAUGUUUCGGUGUGGUCUCCCGUCAUGGACACAUGGCUGUCCAGCUGCCAAGUUGUCUUGGAGCCUGGAUUGACUCCUUUGCUCAUAUGCCAGUCGACCAUAUGCUGUUGAGUUCAAACCUUCCGCCGGAGCUGGUUGCGCAGGAGAAGUUGACUAGGCUAUUCAGCUCGAAGCUACACUGGGAACUGAGCACAACAUUGACGACGAAUCAUCUUUUGUCUAUUGUCGCGUUGGCGAACACUCUCAUGUCUAUGAGUAAUGCCAGUUUUGUGCCGGAACAGGAAGUUGCCAGACGAAUGCACAGGCCCACAACCCGUACAUCAUCGUGGGGUGGUGAUGAGGAAAGAGAGGAACAGAUCGCAGCCCAACAAGCUCACAUCAAGCAGGGCUGGUCUCUCUUGGCCACGCUGCACUGUGUGCUUUUGCCUGACAAAGUGGUGGCUGCAGGUGCAAAGAACUUCAAGAGGCCCCAAGUGGAGAUGCUAGCUCGCAGAUGGCAGCACCACUGCCUCGAAGUUCGUGAUGCUGCUCAGGCGCUGCUGCUCGCCGAACUUGCCAGGUUGGGACCAAAAGGUCGUAAAGCGUUGGUCGACAAUUGGGCCCAAUAUUUACCCUUAUACACACAUACGGAAAGCAUCAAUCCACAAGCAGCCCAGAAGGAACCAGCAGAGAAGAUUGUUAAAGACCCAGAAGAAGAGUUCGAAGAGGAAGAAGAGGAGAUUGUGCGUAAGCCAUCUUCUAUCGCAGAACUGAAGAGGAAGCAGACAACCGCAGUUGUUCUUUUGGGAGUUAUCGGUGCUGAGUUUGGACAAGAUAUUACCAGCGAAGGUGCAGGCAACAAGAGACGCAAAGAUGGUGACAGCAGAAAGAGUUCCAUUGUUGAAGGGUUCACAUUAAGCGCUUCGAAUAACCUGGCGCGCUUGACAGCGUUGGCAUUGACGCAUCUGCUCCUUGCGCCCGGAUCCGCUCGUCUCCCCGCUCAUACGCCCUUGCGACGCGCAGCCGUCGACCUCUUAGGGCGGGGCUUCGCUGUAUGGGAGCCGUAUUUGGACGUUAGCCAUGUGCUAUUGGGUCUUCUGGAAAUGUGCUCGGACGCUGAUAAGCUGGUCCCGUCUAUGACGUAUGGUCUUCCUCUGACAGCUCAGGCCGACUCUUGCCGUACUGCGAGGCACGCCCUCACUCUCAUCGCUACUGCUCGCCCCGCAGCCUUCAUAACCACGAUGGCUCGCGAGGUUGCCCGCUGCGCCUCUGCCCCCUCCGGUGCUCCGCCUCCGGCUGCAGCCCUGGCGCUGCAGAGGGGCAGGGCUGAGGUGCUCAGGGGUAUUGAACUGCUCAUUGACCGGAUGCAUCAUGAGGUGGCACCGCUCUUGGUCGAGGUAAUGGAUAUAAUCUUACACUGCGUGGACCAGUCUCAUUUGAAGAGCAAAGGGCUGAACGAAGUGUUCCCAGCAAUUUGUCGAUACAACCAGGUCUCGCAUUGCCCUGCUACCAGGCGGAUUGCAGUGGGUAGCCACACGGGUCAACUCGCGAUAUACGAGUUGCGGGCGGGUAGAUGCCAGUCUCUGGCAGCUCACACUGGCCCUGUUACGGCGUGUGCCUUUAGCCCAGACGGGAGAUAUCUGGUCUCCUAUGCCACGUCUGACAAUAGACUGUCUUUCUGGCAGACCAGCGCUGGUAUGUUUGGUUUGGGAGCGGCUCAAACGCGUUGCGUAAAAUGUUAUAGCACAGCGCCAAUGGCGGACGUGACUCGGCUGAAUCCGGCUAGAUUGGCUCGUCUCGUUUGGAGCUCAUCACGGUCUGUUACACUGAUGCUGGCUGACGGAUCCGAAACACGAUUCAAUAUUUAAUUCAGUGUUAAUUAUUCAUUCGUGUUUUAAUGAUAAUGAUUGUUGUAUUCAAUUUGUAAUGAUUCGUGUUUUAAUGAUAAUGAUUGUUUGUUUUAUUAAAUUAUUCCUUCAGUAUUAACUGUCAUGUUAUUAUUGUGUAAUUUAUGAAUUCAAAAUGUAAUUAUUCACUUUAAUUAAUAAUUAAUUAUUAUUAUUAUUCCAAUAAGAACCUAUAUUAAUUGUUAACGUGUUAGUAUGAUAUUCUGAAUAUAUGCUUAAAUAACUAAAAAAUAUAUAAAACUAUAGAUAUUCAAAUACUUUUGAUUAAUUAAUGGCUAUUAUAAUAUAAUCAAUAAAUAAAAUUGUAUAAUUAAACGCUUUUUAAUACGAUUAUUUGAGAUUGGACUAGUACAUGCGGUAAUAGCGCCACUUAUUUUAAAUUAAUAUUAAUCUCUAUAGUUGUAGUAUUCUUGUUUAAUGUUUAGAAAUCUUAAAUAAAGUGUAUGUUAA
Molecule: messenger RNA, 5128 nt
Organism: Pieris napi
Lineage: Eukaryota; Metazoa; Arthropoda; Insecta; Lepidoptera; Pieridae
Gene: Rbcn-3B
Product: WD repeat-containing protein 7
Exons: 36
Coding region: 185-4639 (1484 amino acids)
Cellular component (GO): cytoplasm
Molecular function (GO): protein binding
Source: RefSeq, a predicted model, not a curated record